Fusarium verticillioides 7600 is the source of this 1646-nucleotide messenger RNA. RefSeq lists its product as hypothetical. Lineage: Eukaryota; Fungi; Ascomycota; Sordariomycetes; Hypocreales; Nectriaceae. The record is from RefSeq and is a predicted model, not a curated record. Gene Ontology annotation, cellular component: nucleolus; preribosome, large subunit precursor. The transcript has 4 exons. Gene Ontology annotation, biological process: intracellular mRNA localization; ribosomal large subunit biogenesis. Gene Ontology annotation, molecular function: mRNA binding. Bases 786 to 1373 code for a protein of 195 amino acids.
AGUGAGUAACACAAUGGCGAUAUGUCUUUCAAUUUCAUCCAAGACACCCGUCAGUCGUUUACUCAUGACAAGCACUGAUGAACCGAACUCCCGUGCCUUAAUUAUGCGAUCUGCUGUGAAAGGUUAAAGCCGUUUCCUUUUCGGCAUAAUAGUACUAUGAGGUACGAUGAGGUUUAUUAGUGUCUUCAAAAGAUCUUGGUAAAUCGACUUUUAUAUAUUCCCUUGGAACUGACAGUGGCAUUCGGCUCUAAACAGUGAGGUAAACCAAAGAAACCAGGGUUUGAUAUAUUGUGCAAAUCCCUACCCACGGCCGAGGGGAUGAUCAUGACUUGUAGGUCGGUGGCAUCAUGAAUCUCCUAUGAGUCUUGAUUCGCUUGUCCUGGAUAGGAGAAUAGAGCACUGGCAGGUCAGGCAUCAAUGCCAUUCAAGUACAGUUUUGCAACAGUUUCUUAAAGGCUCUUAUCCGACAUUGAUUGGACUACGGAGAAUAGCUUCUUUCUAUGAAUGCUGCGUCUUUACCAUAUCCUACCUACUUACCUACUUACCUGUGCAGCCUUCGUGCCUACUAACUGUAUGAGUUCCCGUCGAGUUUCAUCGAAGCUGAGACGAGACCAAUCGCCCCUUCUAGGCUCACCCACUCGGCCCCACUUCACAGCCCAAAAGUUUCUUAUCGUGACCUCUUAUCAUAUUGCUCCAGGAAAAAAAUAUUCCAAGACUUAGAACAAACACUCGAACCUUGAGGUACCGCGGAUAAAUCUCAAGCGCACGCCUCCACCACUGUCGCAAUGGGUGUCACACGAACAAAGACCAUCAAGAACAAGCACGCCGCUGCUCCUGGUGUUGCAAAAACUUCCAAACGCUCCGCCACCGAUGGCAUUGCUAAGUCCAAGAAGUCAAAGGGCCCCACGCUGAGCAAGCAGGUCAAAGACAAGGGUCGCGAGGCGCUUCUGCAAAAGUUCAAGAACCCUAAGAAGAAGAAGUAUACGGACCAACAGCUUGGGAUUCCCGAACUCAACACUGUCACGCCCGUAGGCGUUAUCAAACCUCGUGGGAAGAAGAAAGGCAAGGUUUUUGCUGAUGAUCAGGAAAGUAUGAGUACUAUCAUGGCGCUUGUCCAAGCGGAGAAGGAUGGUCUGAUCGAGUCCAAGAUGAUCAAACAACGUCAGAUGGAAGAAAUUCGCGAAGCGCGCAAGGCCGAGGCCGAGAAGAAAGAACAAGAAAAGCAGUCGAAACUUGAGGAUACCAAAGACUCUCUCCGAAAGAGAAGAAAGCGCAAGAGCACGGGUAACGAAGAGGACAAUAUCAAGGAGUUCACUACCAGCGGUAGCAAGGGGACAAAAGCAAAGAGCAAGAAGCGAGUAUCUUUCGCCUAGGCCCUCGACCGAUAAUAUGGCAAAAGUUUUCGGAGUUUUUACAUUGUUUGGCGCAUGGAGUUUGAUAGAUACUGAAGUCAUACCAUGAUUUCUCGUGGUUUCUGGAGGUUCAGCGGUACAAAAGCACAAGACUGAAUUCGAACCAUGGUUGUCUGCGGAUGCAGAUCCCCUCAUCUAGAUGGAAUGAUAGAAUUCAUUUUCAGCUCUUAGCUAUGAACAUUCUGUGUCAUAUCUAUGAUAUAUAAACGCGCUUCUAUAAAUGUCUAUACUGUG